AUGACGUCUCGACGAAGAAGAGAUGCGAGUGAUGCAUCGAUUCAUUUAUCAAGGAAUGCAAAACUCGGUCGGCAUCUCCUGUCAACAUUCCAAGGCAAACCCUCGCAGAAUGACGAAGAGCUCCCCGCUUCACCCGCUCUCGAGAAGCACAAAGAGGACGAGCCUGACAUCAAUAUCCAUGCGGCACCCAUGAGCAGCGACGAAGAGAGUGAAUUGAGUGAAUCUCACCAAUCGAAGGACCCUGUCGAGGAGAGUAAACCCGCCUUGCCCACUUUGAAGGAAAAGCUCGUUGGGGCUAGGGAUGCGCCAAGUCGCACUUUCACAGGUUGGGAAGACUACAAAAAGAAAGAUGGGUUGGCACGAACGUCGAGUGUGCUGGAGAGUGGGAACGAGGGAGACCCUAUGUGGAUGCAAAAUCCCAAUCCUAAGCGGUCCAAGCAAAUUACCUUCCCAUCGUCAUCCAAUAAAGCUUCCUUUUCAAAGACACCAACAUCAAGCGCCCGUUCCAUCGCAACACCGGAGAAAUCAUCGCAGAAAUCGAAGCUCAACUCAGCGAAAUCGUCCGCCAAGAAAGGAAACGACAAAGCGAGCAAAAAAAACAAGCCAUCCAAAGACUCGGAUUCAGAGAACAGCUUCAAAGUUCCUCUGGAUUUCCAUGUUGCAAGCCCUGAGAAACCAAAAUUCAAAGUCCCUCCUACUUUGCAGAAUGACGAAUUUUCCAUGUCUUCUCUUGGUGCAUCCUCGCGGGAUACCCAAUCCUUCAACCUCGACCUUGACCUUGAGAUUUCAUCACAGUCGUCCCUCUCUUCAACCAGAUCCCUCUCGCCUUUGUCUUCAGAAGAUGAACUGCAGAAAAAAUCAAAUGAUCCUCCAAGAUCAACAUCACCGCCACGCAAGGCUCUUUGCCCCAUGUGUAAAGCAGAGGUUGACCCGGAGAUGCUGAGGGAGUUCCAGGCCCAACCGAAGCAGCGCCUUCGCGAACAACAACGAUUCUGUGCCUCGCAUAAAAAGGAUGCAGCGACGGUGGAAUGGCGAGCACAUGGCUACCCGGAUAUCAAUUGGAGCACUUUGGGAGAACGUAUGCAGCGCUAUCACUCAGAUAUUGAAAAGUAUCUGAACCCCGAGACUCCAUCUUAUUAUCGGAAUAUCCUCGAAAGUGCCCAGAAGGCUGGAUCAAGUCUCCGCCUGACUAUUACGAGCAAUGGCCUCGAGGUCAUAUCUUGCGGAUACUACGGCGGGAAGGGUGCUCACAAAAUGUUGGAUGGCGUCAUGGGUCGAUUUUCCGUUAAGCUACGCCGAUUAACUAAAGAUGACAGCCUUGCUGCCAAAGUGGGCAUUGUCGGAUACGCACAAUCCGUUCUUGUACCCGAACUAGCUGUUCGACUCAUCAUGGAGGAUAUGAAUGUUUCUGCGGAUGAUGCGCGUGAGAUCAUGAGAGAGAGUAUUGAUAUUGGUCAAAAGCUUAAUCCCCAGCAAGAUGAUGUUGUUGUUAUUGACGAUGAUGAGAUUGAAAACCUGCCUCAGGAGUAG
Molecule: messenger RNA, 1530 nt
Organism: Penicillium malachiteum
Lineage: Eukaryota; Fungi; Ascomycota; Eurotiomycetes; Eurotiales; Aspergillaceae
Product: RTC4 family protein
Exons: 2
Coding region: 1-1530 (509 amino acids)
Source: RefSeq, a predicted model, not a curated record